AUGAAAAAAAAAACAAUAAUAAAAAAAUCACGGCAAGGCUCCGAGAAGCUGCAUUUUGUAACCGACCCCACUGCGGGGGCCCCGCAGCGCCCUCAGGCGGCCUCCGCCGCGGCUGAGGCCGGGCCCGCCCCUAGCAACGCCCCGCCCCGCCCCGCCCCGCUCCCCCGUCGUGCCCCGCACAAGAUGGCGGCGCCCGUGCUGGGGCGGCGCUGCGGCCGUGCGGCGGGGCUGCGGGGCGGCCUGCGCCAGGCCCCGCUCCCGGCCCCGCUCCCGGCCCCGCGGCCUCUCCACGAGCGGGCGCCGCGGUCGCGGAGCUCCGCGGGCCUGCUGGCGGCGCAGUGCGAGCGAGGCCUGUUCCAGGAGGUGUUCCCGGGGCAGGGCGCGGAGGAGCAGCUGGCGGCGCUGCUGGAGCCGGGCCGCCCGCCCGUCACGGCGUACUGCGGCUUCGACCCGACGGCCGACUCGCUGCACGUCGGCCACCUGCCGGCCGUGGCGGCGCUGCUGCACUUCCAGCGGGCGGGCCACAACGUCGUGGCCGUGGUGGGCGGCGCCACGGCGCGCCUGGGCGACCCCAGCGGGCGGCUGCGCGCUCGCGAGCCGCUGGCGGCCGAGCGGGUGCGCGCCCACGCGCGGGCCCUGCGGCUGUGCCUGUGGCGGCUCUUCGAGAACCACCGGCGGCUCCUCUGGGCGCCCGGCCCCGGCGGGCCCGGCCUGGGGCGGGCCGAGGUGCUGGACAACGCCCGGUGGCUCGGCCGCCGGCCGCUGCUCGGCUUCCUGUGCGGCGCCGGCGGGCGGCUGCGCAUGGGCACGCUGCUGAGCCGGCAGGGCUGCCGCGAGCGGCUGCGCAGCGCCGAGGGCAUGAGCCUGGCCGAGUUCGUGUACCCGGCGCUGCAGGCCUACGACUUCCUGCACCUCCACCGCCGCCGCGGCUGCCGCGUCCAGCUGGGGGGCGCCGACCAGAUGGGCAACAUCAUGUCCGGCUACGAGCUCGUCACCAAGAUGACAGGAACAGAUGUGUUUGGAAUUACUGUACCCCUUAUUACCAGCACCACUGGAGAUAAACUGGGAAAGACUGCUGGCAAUGCAGUUUGGCUCAACAGAGACAAGACUUCUCCCUUUGAGCUAUAUCAGUUCUUUGUCAGACAACAAGAUAACAUAGUUGAAAAAUACCUGAAACUCUUCACCUUCCUUCCUCUUGAGGAGAUUGCCCACAUCAUGGAAAUGCACGCUAAAGAACCUGAAAAAUGGGGCCCUCAGAAACGACUUGCUGCAGAAGUAACCAAGCUUGUUCAUGGUACAGAGGGGCUGGAGUCUGCUAAGAGGUGUACUAGAGCCCUUUAUUACAGCAGUGUGGAGGCACUGGAAGCUAUGUCUGACCAAGAGUUACAGGAACUUUUUAAACAAGCUCCUUCUGCUGAAUUGGUACUUGAACCAGGAAUGAGUGUGCUCGACCUAUGUCGCAAAGCAAAUGCCAUUCAAGAUGGACCUAGUGGGUACCAGAAAAUUACAGAUGGUGGAGUGUCAGUAAAUGGGAUUCGAGUAACCAAUCCUGAGACUGUUCUUAUUCUUGGACAGCAUAUUCUCAAGAAUGGAGUAUCAUUGCUUAGGGUUGGAAAGAAAAAUUACUACAUUAUAAAAUGGCUGCAGUUGUGACAACAGUGUUUCUCUACUGCUUGUUUUUUUUCUGAAUUUUCUCAGAGCAUACUCUGUUGAAGAUGGACUUGAAGAUGUUUCUAUACUGUGCGUUACUAUGCAGCUCACAAACUGCCUGAUACCAAAAUACAGCAACAGGGUUCAAAUAAAGGAAGCUAAGAUUCUAA
Messenger RNA from Cygnus olor (mute swan), 1820 nucleotides. It is a transcript of the gene YARS2, whose product is annotated as tyrosyl-tRNA synthetase 2. Gene Ontology annotation, biological process: tyrosyl-tRNA aminoacylation. The coding region runs from base 1 to 1653 and encodes 550 amino acids. Gene Ontology annotation, cellular component: mitochondrion; cytosol. The transcript has 5 exons. Gene Ontology annotation, molecular function: ATP binding; RNA binding; tyrosine-tRNA ligase activity. The record is from RefSeq and is a predicted model, not a curated record. NCBI's taxonomy places the organism in Eukaryota, Metazoa, Chordata, Aves, Anseriformes, Anatidae.